Paramecium pentaurelia is the source of this 4091-nucleotide messenger RNA. Lineage: Eukaryota; Ciliophora; Oligohymenophorea; Peniculida; Parameciidae. The record is from the annotation of a GenBank genome assembly.
AUGAAUUAAUCAGUUUAACAUGAGAGGGUUAUUAAAUAAAAACCUAGUUUAAAAAUAUAAACAAAGGAUAUUAAGACAAGUAAUCAAUUAAUAGAAGAAAUUAACAAUUUGAAAUUAAUAUAUCAGGAUAAAAUCAUAGGAAUUCCACCAGAGAGUGGAUAUGUAAAAGCCAUUUAAAUUACUAUUUAUCCAGAAGAAAUUCUGGAUGAAAAUGAAGCUUAAGCUAUGGCAGUGUUGGGAUUACAUUUUCCAUAAUCAUAUCCUGAUCAUGUUCCAAAAAUUGAUUUUAUAUAAUUAGAGGGUUUUAAUGAUAUUUAAAAGGAAGAAUUAUUUUCAGAUUUAUUUGAAACAGGAUUGAAUUAAGCAGGACAAUAAAUAAUAUUUUCAAUAGUUGUUUAGGUUAUAUUGAUGGAUUAAUUUUGUAGUGCCAAAAAUAGGUGACUUCAAAACACUAAUACAACUAUAAUGAAAAGAUUAAUACAAGAAAUUUGUAUGACAUCUUUAUGUAAGAGGAGAAGAAGAGAGAAAAAUAAAAGAAAUUACUUACUAAGUCAAGUUAAAUUAUGGAAGAGAAGGAGAAUACAAAAUAUACAUCCAUAUAAGAAGAAUUUUAAUUAAGAUAAGAAUGGUUGGAUUAAUAAAUUAAUGCACCAGAACCUGAACCAUCAGAACCAUAUUUAUAGAAGAGUCCAAAAGUUUAUGCUUGGUAAUAAUUAUCAGGAAUGGAAUUAUUAUUGAUUCAUUUAAUUAAGGUUAAUUAUUUAAUAAUAUUUUAGAUAAUUUAGAAGAAUUUUCAUUACUAAAAUUAUAAAUAAUUGGUAAGUUUAUUGCAUUUUUUUUAAAUUACCACAAACAAAGAAUUAUUAAAAUUAUUAUCCCCAAAGUAUGAAGUUAUAUUUAAUAAUCUAUAUCUUAAUAAAUUUGAUUGCAUAGCUAAAAAUGUAUGAACUGAUUUAUAUUAGGAAUAAGAAAAAAUAGACUUUAAAAUGGCUGAAAUCUUUUAGAUGCACAAAACUUAAGAUAAAAAUCUAACUGAUAGAACUAAUUUAAUUAAUAUAUUAUUUACUCCAUAUAGUAAAUCAUCUUCUAAAUUAUCUAAUUUCAGCAACAAUGCCAAAGUAUUAGAAGAAUAAUAAUAAUAAUUAUCUCUAUCUCCAAAUUAGAAAUUAACUUUAAUUAAAGAACCUUCUUUUAAUAGAAUGGAAGCUGAUUUUGAUAUUGUGACAACAUUAGGAAAGGGAUCUUUGUAAAAAUAUCUAAUUAAAUUAAAGUGGAGAAGUAUUUAAAGUCAAAAAUAAGAUUGAUGGUAGAUUCUAUGCAGUUAAAAAGAUUAAAAUUCCAUAUGGAUAGGGUUUGGCAAGAAUAAUGAGAGAAGUAGACUUAUUAAGUCAUUUACAUCAUAGAUAUGUUAUACGAUAUUAUUAAGCAUGGAUUGAUGAAUGUGAAAAGACAUAAGAAGACUUUGAAAUCAAUGAAGAGUAAAAUUAAUUCAUUUAUUUAGUGAUUCUGAAAUAUAAUUAGUUAGUGGAUUUACUUAAUAAUCAGAUAGUUAAUUUAAUUUUAAUGCUUCUAGUUUAGGUAGUGGUAUAUGUUAAAAUAAUAAUAAUCCAAUAAAAAAUGAAAAAAAGAUUCUUGUUUUAUAUAUUCAAACUGAAUAUUGUACAAGAACUUUAAGAAAGUAAAUUGAAGAAGUAUAUCCAAAAUCUGAAUAAUCAUUUAUUUGGAAUUAAUUUAGAUAAAUUCUUGAAGGAAUGGUGUAUACUCAUUAAUAAAAGAUUGUUCAUAGAGAUUUAAAACCAGAAAAUAUAUUUAUUGAUACAACAGAAGAUAUUAAAAUUGGAGACUUUGGAUUAGCUAAACAUACAUCUAAAAAUUCUCAUUCUAUUGUUUAUAGUAAUUCAGUUGAAAAUACUAAUGAAAUUCCAGAAAUAUUAAGUUUUAUAACUUAACAACCUUUGUUAAAAAAGGAAGAUUUAGAAUUACUUGAUAAAACACUUAAUGUAGGAACCUAUUUUUAUUGUCCACCUAAUAAUGAAUAAGAAUUUGAUGAAAAAAGAGAUGUUUUUGCAUUAGGUGUGAUUUUAUUAGAAAUGUGGCAUCCAUUUUAAAAUCAUAAAGAAAGAGUUAAAACUUUAUCUUAAUUAAAAUUAAAUGGGAAAUUACCAAAAUCUUUUUAAGUUUCUCAUCCUAGAUAAUCUGCAUUAAUAAAGUGGAUGAUUAAUCCAGAUCCAAAGAAAAGACCAACAAUAUAAGAAAUUCUUCAUAGUGAAUUAAUUCCACCUAAAAUGGAAGAUGAAUUAUUAAAGGAAGCUAUAAAAAUCUUAGGAACUUAAGACAAUGAAAGUAUAUACUAUUAGAAAUUAAUUGAGACAUUAUUCAAUAAUAAGAGAUUAAACUAUUUGGAUAGAGAUAGACUUUAUUUGUAACAUAGUAUUAACUAAAAAUUUUAUGUAAAAUAAUACUAUAUGCCUAAAAUACUUUAAUUUAUGUAUUAAUAAUGUAUAGUGUAAAUUUAAACACCUUAUAUUAUUAAUAAACCUAAAGAUAUUGAUAAGAAUGGUACAUUCCUAUAUAGUUAACAUCAAUAACCUAUUUAAAUGAUGAAUUAAAAUGGUGAAAUUGUGUUUUUUAGACAUUAAUUAAGAAAUUCUUUUGUAAAAUAACUUUAAUUAUUGAAUAAUAAAUUAUAAUAGGGUAAAUCAAUACAAUGUUUUGAGAUUGGAGAAACUAUGAUAUCUGAAUUAGAUUAGAUUAAAGUUUAAAAUCAAUUAAAUUAUGAUUAAAUUUAAUUUAAUGAUGAUGAUGGAUUGGUAUCUACUAUAAUUUUAUCAAUAUAAUUAAUGGAUUAAUUAAAUUUAGAAAUACCAAAACUUAAAUUAACUAAUUAAGAAUUUAUAAUGGAUUUAUUAUUUGCAUUUAAUGUUUAUGAUUUUGAAUAUUAAAAGCAAAUAUGUUAAUAUAUGUCAAAAGUAGCUUCUUAUAAUUAAUUUAAUGCAAGUAAAUUGAGAUACUUUAUAUUAAAUGAUUCAGAAAAUUCUGUUGCUAAAUUGAUUCUAGAGAAAUAUAUAGAUAAAUUAGAUAAAUUUAUACUAUUAUUUUAAUAUAAAUGUAAAAUCUAAGAUAUAAAUCUUGUUGAAGUUUUAUAAUUAUAACAUAAUGAGGAUUUAAAAUGGAAAUAAAAUAAAAUAAUUGAAUUUGGAAAAAAGAUAAACUAAUAAUUACAUUGUUAUCGUAAGAUUAGAGAAUAAAUGAAUCCUUAACAUUAUAAUUAUGAAAUACCAAUAUUAUUUGAUUGUUCAAUCAAUAAUAAAAAAUAUGGUUUCAGUCAUGGAUUUCAAUAUGAAUUAAGUUGUUUAAAAUUGAAAUCAAAAGGAGAAUUUGUUUAGCUUCCAAUAUUAUAUGGAGGAUCAUAUGAAAAGAGUUGUAAAAAAUUAUAGACAUUGUGUUCAAUCAUAAUGGAUGUACCUUCAUAAAAAAUAGAAAUAAAUUUAAAUCAUUUCGGAGGAGGCUCUGCAUAAUUAUCUAGAUCUAAUUCUAUUAUAAGGUACAUUUAAUAAAUAACUUAUAUAAUAGUCAAAAAGAAUUGCCAUUAUCUAAAGUUUAGAGUAAUAUAUUGAAAGAAGGAGCAAGAUUAUCUUAGGUUUGUAAUAAAAAAGUAGAAAUCAAUGGAUUUACACUUGAAUUAGAUGUUUUAGAAGAAAUAUUUUCAGUUUAUCAAGAAUAAGCAAAUUCAUUAUUAUUUAAGUAUUCUGUUUUGAUUUGCUCAGUAAUAAUAAUAAAAUAUAAUAGGUUGGUGGUAAUCUUUAGGAAGCUAAAAGAUUGUAUUUACAAGCUUGUCAUUAUUUGGAUAUAUCAGCCAUGAUUUACAAUGAUGAUGAGACUUGUUAAUUAGAAGAAUGUGUAUUAUAUUAGAUUGAAUUUAGAUUAAUUUUGCUGAUCGUUAAGAUAUUAAAUUUAUUGUAUUUAUCAGAGAUAAGUUAUAUCAAUAAAAAUAGAAAGUUAUUGUUAGAUACAAGAAAGAUAAGAAUAAUAAAGUAGACAAGGAAGUUUCAUUUGAUGAGUUUAUUUAAUUCAUGGUAAAACAUAAAUGA